CUCUCUUCACCACCACGGCGUCGCGCCUCGUUCUCUCCUUCAGACCAAACAGCUCCCGGUACGGGCUUCAGCGGCUUUUUCUUUCACUUCCGUUGUUUUCGCAACACCACGGUCCUUUGGAACCGAUUUCACACAAAUCUUUUCGAGCCAGGUGCUUUUCGACUUGGGAUUCACGCACAACAAGCCUAUUGUUCCCCGGUAACAAUAGCGGCAAGCCAACACAAAGCCCGAUUUGAUUUAUUCCUUCUGAGCAGUGCUCAAUAAGAAAAGCGACAGCCCGUCGGUCUACUACAAGUGACCGCUUUUGCUCUACGCAACCAAAACCAAACCAAAACUCGCCUAUCCGGCAUUUCUGAGCGCGCGAUCGCACAGCAGAGACCACAGAAAAAAAAAAAAAAAAGACAUCAACAUGUUCACUUACGGACUCGCCACCGGUGCCCUUGCCCUGCUUGCUGGCAGCCAGCUUGCGGCCGCCCACGCCCAGGUCGAGUUCCCGGCCCCCUUCCGGUCCAAGUUCAACCCCAAUGUCGAUUCGAGCAUGAUCGACUACAGCUACACCUCGCCCCUCGAUCCCUCGGGCGCCAACUACCCGUGCAAGGGCUACCACACCGACCUGGGCACCCCCGCCGGCAAGCCCACCGCCACCUUCGCGCCCGGAAGUGAGUACCAGUUCAAGAUGGCGGCCGGCGGUGCCCGCCACGGCGGCGGCUCGUGCCAGGUCAGCCUGAGCUACGACAAGGGCAAGACCUUCACCGUCAUCAAGUCCAUCAUCGGCGGCUGCCCCCUGGAGGACAGCUACAGCUUCACCAUCCCCGCCGACGCCCCCGAGGGCGAGGCCAUCUGGGCCUGGACCUGGAGCAACGAGAUCGGCAACCGCGAGCACUACAUGAACUGCGCCCCCGUCAUCAUCGGCAGCGAUGGCGGCAGCAGCAGCAGCAAGAAGCGCGAGGUCGCCGAGCGCGCCGACACCGCCUUCUCUUCCCGUCCCCCCGUCUUUGCCGCCAACAUCGGCAACGGCUGCACUACUGUUGAGGGUGUCGACGUCGACUACCCCCAGCCCGGUCCCGAUGUCGUGAGGAGCGGUGACAAGAUCGGCCCUCCCAGCGGUAACUGCGGCCCUACCUCUGGCUCUGGUUCUGGUUCCGGUUCUGGCUCCGACUCCGGCUCCGGCUCCGGCUCCGGCUCUGGCUCUGGCUCUGGCUCUGGCUCCAGCUCCCCUACUACGACGAGCGCUGCGCAGGUCACGAGCGCUCCCGCUGCUCCCACCACCUCCAGUGCCGCCGGUGGCCUUCCUGGUGGCGUCUUCAUCACUCCCUCCAGCCCCAGCGAGACCACUCUGUCGACCAAGACCUCGGCCGCCGUCCUGCCCACCGGCACCGGCACCGGCUCGGGCUCGGGCUCGGGCUCGGGCUCGGGCUCCGGAUCCGGCAACACCGCCGGCGCGCAGGCCCAGGGCACGCCCUGCACCGAGGAGGGCGCGUGGAACUGCAUCGGCGGCACCCAGUUCCAGCGCUGCGCCAGCGGCGUCUGGUCCGCCCCGCAGCCCGUCUCGGCCGGCACCGUGUGCAAGACCGGCCAGAGCGGCAGCCUCACCAUCGAGGCCGCGACCUCCAAGCUGCGCGUCCGCCGCGUCCGCCGCGGCUCUGCCAAGGUCAGGCUCGCUUAAGCGAGUCCCGUCCCCGCGCUGUAUAUUCGUCUUUUUUGCGUCUUUUUUUUUUUCCACAAAGCAUUUCAAUUCGUCCCGGUUUCGACUGCCUGUGUGAAUCCUCUCUUGAUCGGGAAGGGUGUUUAAAACCGUUGGCGGCUUGAAUUCCGGCGUUGGCUCCGGAGGGGGGGAGGGGGGCAAACUUUGGCUUUCUUUUUUGUUCCUCUUCUUCCCUUCCGGCCAACUUUUUAAAACUUGCAUGAGUUGAUUUGCUUCGCUUCUAUACCCCGUUGGCUAGACUGCUUUCUAUCUGUCACAGGGAUGAUGGGGGAGGGCAGGUUUUGGUCAACUUUGGUGUCAUUCGUUCAUUGAGACAUAGGGAUGGCAAGAUUCUUCUCUUUUUUUUUUCCCACAAGCCCUUUCGUCAGGCGUUUGACUUUGGAUCUUGACUGGGAAAGGGGCACUUGGGGGACCGUGUU
This is a messenger RNA of Thermothelomyces thermophilus ATCC 42464, 2124 nucleotides long. RefSeq lists its product as uncharacterized. Lineage: Eukaryota; Fungi; Ascomycota; Sordariomycetes; Sordariales; Chaetomiaceae. The record is from RefSeq and is a predicted model, not a curated record. The coding region runs from base 410 to 1666 and encodes 418 amino acids. The transcript is spliced from 2 exons.